Messenger RNA from Culex pipiens pallens (northern house mosquito), 645 nucleotides. RefSeq lists its product as uncharacterized. The record is from RefSeq and is a predicted model, not a curated record. Gene Ontology annotation, molecular function: protein binding. Lineage: Eukaryota; Metazoa; Arthropoda; Insecta; Diptera; Culicidae. Bases 1 to 645 code for a protein of 214 amino acids. The transcript has a single exon.
AUGGGAAGCUCGGUAACGCCAAUAGAUUACUACGUUGAACAAAUUCUAGCUCAAAUGUUCACAAACGAGCGCAGCAGAUGUACCAUUUCGUGCAAGAGUGGGAGCGUUUCUUUUGUGCUGGAACUGUUGAGAAUCGAAGACAACGAGUAUUAUUUCACCAGAAGUUCAGCGCAGAUGCUAACGCUCGCUAAACAGUACAAAGAAAACGGAGUUAAAUGCUUCGCGAAAUAUCCGCUACUUGCGCAUCAGUUCUUCAACCGAGCGGCCAAGUGCCUUCUUUCGUUCGCCCCUCUCGAGUACUUGGAUCCGGCGAUCGAAGGCGCCGACAUGAUCGCCAGCAUACAAUCUCUGCUAGAAACACUAAACCUCAAUAUCGCUGCCUGUCUCCUAAAGCAGAACCGGUUCGACGAUGCGCUUCACAUGCUGGAGUACGUCGACCGACAGAACAAUCCCUCGCCCAAGGCCAUCUACCGCAAAGCGCUGGCCCAAUUCCACGUCAAACAAUAUACCGAAGCGGUCAAAACGCUGCAGCGAAUCGAUUACGCGACCAACAAGGAGUGCUCUACAUUAUACGCGAAUAUAGUGACCAACUUGGAAAAAGAAAAAGAAAAGUACAACAGCAUGGUUCGCAAAAUGUUUGGCUGA